AUGUCGUCUGGAAUCCAAGAAGAGCUGUCCUGCCCCGUUUGUCGAGACAUAUUCAGAGACCCUGUUGUUCUGUCGUGCAGCCACAGCUUUUGUAGAAACUGCCUGAAAAGAUGGUGGAGAAAGAAAGAAAUACGCCAGUGUCCUGUUUGUAAGAGUGCAUCUAGAAAGAAAAACCCACCCUGUAACUUGGUGUUAAAGAACCUGUGUGAGAACUUCUUACUGGAGACAAAUCAGAGUGCUUCAGCAGAGUCCGAGUCGCUCUGCGGUCUGCACUCGGAGAAACUCAAACUCUUCUGUCUGGACCAUCAGGAGCCAGCGUGUCUCAUCUGCAGAGACUCAAAAACUCACAGCAACCACAGAUUUAGACCCAUCGAUGAGGCUGCGCAGGAUCACAGAAAGGAGCUCCAGAUCUCACUGAAACCCUUACAGGACAAACUGAAGGCCUUUGAACGAGUUAAAGGAAACUUUGUUCAAACAGCAGAACACAUUAAGGUUCAGGCCUUUCACGCAAAGAGGCAGAUCAAGGAGCAGUUUAAGAAGCUUCACCAGUUUCUGCAAGAGGAAGAGGAGGCCAGGAUCACUGCUCUGAGAGAGGAAGAGGAGGAGAAGAGUGCGAGUAUGAGUGAAAUGAUUGCAGCUCUGAUCAGAGAGAUAGAAAGUCUCUCAGAAACAAUCAGAGCCACAGAGGAGGAGCUGAGAGCACGAGACAUUGCUUUCCUGCAGAACUACAAGGCUGCAGUGAUCAGAGUCCAGCAGUGCCCCCAACUUGAUGAUCCACAGCUGGUGUCAGGAGCUCUGAUAGAUGUGGCCAAACACCUGGGCAACCUGACCUACAACGUCUGGAACAAGAUGAAGAAAAUGGUCUCCUACUCUCCUGUGAUCCUGGAUCCAAACACAGCUGAAUCACACCUCUGCAUAUCUGAAGAUCUGACCAGUGUGAGCCUUGGAGAGAGGCAGCAGCUUCCUGACAAUCCAGAGAGGUUUGAUGGCUAUCCGAUCGUCCUGGGCUCAGAGUGUUUCGACUCAGGGACUCACAGCUGGGAUGUUGAAGUUGGAGACAGUCCAAACUGGCUAGUUGGUGUGGCUGAAGAAUCAACUAAAAGAAAGGGACAAACAGACUUUAAGUGUCGAUUGUGGGCUGUGUGGUUCAGUAAGGGUAGUUAUUUCAUGCGUUCCCCACUAGAUUCGUCCUCCUUUCAUCCAACGAAAAAGCUCCAGAGGAUCCGAGUUUGCCUGGACUGGAAAAGCGGGAAGCUGUCAUUCUCUGAUCCUGACAUCAACAUUCACACCUUCACACACACUUUCACUCAGAAACUUUUUCCAUUUGUUUACACCAAGAACGAACUGCCAUUGAAGAUAUUACCACGAGUGUCUCAUGACAGUGCAGACUCUGAUAGUGAAGGAGAUCACGAUCAAGGUGGUGAAACAGUUAAUGGCAUUCUCGAUGACGACGAUGAUGUUAUUCAUGAUGUUGAUGAUGAUUACUGACACUAUAGCCACAUACCAAUGUUUUCCCUUCAAGUGUAAAAAAACCCUAAAACCUAUAAAAUACUAGGUUGGUUGCAAACUGCAAAAAUGGCACAAAGCAGUUCUUUCCUGCUAAUUAAAGCUG
Neolamprologus brichardi is the source of this 1612-nucleotide messenger RNA. Its product is annotated as zinc-binding protein A33-like. NCBI's taxonomy places the organism in Eukaryota, Metazoa, Chordata, Actinopteri, Cichliformes, Cichlidae. Gene Ontology annotation, molecular function: zinc ion binding; protein binding. The record is from RefSeq and is a predicted model, not a curated record.